CCGAUUCGACCCAAGUCCCCAACCCUCUCCCGCCGCACCACCACCACCUCUCUUCUCCUCCCCACCCCCCUCCAGAUCGCCCCCGCAAUUCCUCCGUGCAACGCAACGCCCCUGCCCUGGGCGAGCUCGAGAGCGCGGGCGCGCCCAGAUCUGCGCGGUCUCGCCGGCGAUGGCGUGCAUCAAGAGCGCACAGCGGGCGGCGCUGACGGCGCUGGCGCCGGACGCGCCGUACCUCGCCGCCGGCACCAUGAGCGGAGCCGUCGACAUGAGCUUCUCCGCGUCCGCCAACAUCGAGAUCUUCCGCCUCGACUUCCAGUCCGACUCCCCGGACCUCCCGCUCCUCGCCUCCGCGCCCUCCCCCGACCGCUUCAACCGCCUCUCCUGGUCGCGGCCGGGCGCCGUGGAGGGCGACUCCUUCGCGCUGGGCCUCCUUGCGGGAGGCCUCAGCGACGGCUCCGUCGCCGUGUGGAACCCGCUGAGCAUGAUCAGCUCCGAGGGCAAAGCGGAGGACGCCAUGGUCGCGCGGCUCGAGAAGCACACCGGACCGGUUUGUGGGUUGGAGUUUAGCGAGCUCACGCCGAAUCGGCUCGCUUCAGGGGCUGAGCAGGGGGAGCUCUGCAUCUGGGAUCUCAAGAACCCAGUGGAGCCAGUUGUUUACCCGCCACUCAAGCAGAGUGUGGGUUCCAGUGCCCAAGCUGAAAUCUCUUGUUUAUCAUGGAAUCCCAAGUUUCAACAUAUAUUAGCAACCACUUCUAGUAAUGGAAUGACAGUUGUUUGGGAUUUAAGGAACCAGAAACCACUGACUAGCUUUUCAGAUUCUAUUAGAAGGAAAUCCUCUGUUCUUCAAUGGAACCCAGACAUGUCCACCCAACUGAUUGUUGCAUCAGAUGACGACACCUCACCAUCUCUGAGAGUUUGGGAUGUGAGGAAGACCAUUUCACCAGUAAGAGAAUUCGUUGGCCAUUCAAAAGGUGUAAUUGCUAUGUCCUGGUGCCCUUAUGAUAGUUCGUUCUUGCUCACAUGUUCCAAAGACAAUAGAACAAUUUGUUGGGAUACUGUUAGUGGAGAGAUUAUUAGUGAGCUACCAACCAGCGAUAAUUGGAAUUUUGACCUUCACUGGUAUCGGAAAAUUCCAGGCGUCAUAGCAGCGUCCUCAUUUGAUGGGAAAAUUGGCAUAUACAACCUAGAGUUCUCUGGACUUUAUGCAGCUAGUGAUGCAGGUGCCCCAGCUCGUCCAAGAGCGCCAGCUCCAAAAUGGUUGAAAUGCCCCACUGGUGCAUCUUUUGGCUUUGGUGGUAAACUUGUUGCUUUCCAUCCGGCGGCACCCACCCAAGGCGCCCAAGUAUCUUCUUCUGAGGUGCAUGUGCACAAUUUGGUGAUUGAGCAAAGUCUGGUCAGCCGGUCAACUGAAUUUGAAGCUGCUAUACAGAAUGGUGACAAGAGUUCGCUGCGUGCUCUGUGUGAAAAAAAGUCACAAGAAUCAUUAUCUGAUGAGGAAAGAGAAACAUGGGGCUUCUUAAGGGUUAUGUUUGAGGAUGGGGAUGUUGCAAGGACAAAAUUGCUUGCUCAUCUUGGCUUCGAACCGCCUCAAGCACCAACUGUGGAUUCAACUGAUGAACUGAGCCAAACAUUGGCGGAUACACUUAAUCUUGAUCAUGGCACAACAACUGAUAAUGCAGAUGCUCAAUUUCUCGCUGAUAACGGGGAUGAUUUUUUCAAUAAUCCUCAACCUUCAGAGGCUAGCUUAGCUGAAGAAUCAAUUUCUACAAAUGCUGAACAGAUAGAGCAGGAAAUGCCUGGAGAUGUUGUGCCAUCUGAUCCAUCAAUUGACAAGAGCAUUCAACACGCGUUGGUGGUUGGAGACUACAAAGGGGCAGUUAAACAGUGCCUUGCUGCAAAUCGUAUGGCUGAUGCUUUGGUUAUUGCCCAUGCUGGUGGUUCGGCUCUAUGGGAAAGCACAAGAAAUCAGUAUCUUAGAAAGAGUAUCUCACCCUACUUAAAGGUUGUUUCUGCUAUGGUGGGCAACGAUUUAAUGAGUUUCGUGAGUACUUGGCCCCUAAGUUCGUGGAAAGAGACUCUUGCGCUAUUGUGCACAUUUGCGCGGAAAGAGGAAUGGAAUGUUUUGUGUGACACACUUGCAUCUAGACUCCUGAGUGUUGGAAAUACACUAGCUGCAACUCUUUGUUACAUCUGUGCUGGAAAUAUUGACAAAGCUGUGGAAAUAUGGUCUCGCAACUUGAAGUCUGAAGAUGGUGGGAAGACUUAUGUUGAUCUUCUCCAGGAUUUGAUGGAAAAGACCAUUACUCUCGCCCUUGCUACAGGCCACAAGAGAUUUAGCGCAUCGCUCUCUAAGCUUGUUGAGAACUACGCUGAACUGUUGGCCAGUCAAGGUCUUCUGAAGACUGCAAUGGAGUAUUUGAAACUGUUGGGAUCAGAUGAACAUUCACAUGAGCUGGCGAUUUUGAGAGAUAGAAUUGCAUUUUCUACAGAAGAGAAUGAUGCUGCUAGGAGCUCUGUUUCUGAUAGCACUGGUGCCAGUUCUCCGUAUGCCACUAAUCAGAGUUAUAUCACCCCGGACCAUUCUCAGAAUCUUUACCAGCAGGUACAAUCAUAUAAUGUUCCAAGUAACACAUAUUCGGAUGGUUACCAGCAACAACCUAAUGCAGCCUUUGCAUACAACAAUGCAUACCAACCUACACAACCAGCCCAAAUGUUUGUUCCACCAAGUGCGCCCAUCAGCUCUCAGCAACCACAAGGUUCUGCUCCCGUGCCUGUGCCACCGCAAACAGUAAAGACAUUUACUCCUGCAAACCCAAUGAGUCUCAAAAAUGCAGAACAAUAUCAUCAACCUAAUACCUUGGGCUCACAGCUUUACACGGGUGCUGCAAACCAGCCAUAUUCUACUGCAUCAUCUGCUCCGUAUCAAAGCGGACCUCCACCCACAUUCAAACCUGUUCAAUACCAGACUACACCAGUCCCUUCCGUUGGUCCUACUGCCUCUGUACCAGGAACGGUCCCUAACCAGAUGCUUCCCCAUUCUGCUGCUGCAACUAACUCAACAUCCAGGUUUAUGCCAUCAAACAAUCAAGGCUUUGUUCAGAGACCAGGCUUGAGUCCUGCCCAGCCCUCAAGCCCAACACAGGCACAGGCACCGGCACAGCCAGCUCCUCCUGCACCUCCCCCGACUGUGCAGACAGCUGAUACAUCAAAGGUUUCUGCUGAGCUGAGACCUGUUAUUGCAACACUGACCAGACUAUUUGACGAGACAUCCAAAGCCCUCGGGGGAUCACAAGCUACUCAAGCAAAGAAGCGUGAAAUUGAAGAUAAUUCAAGGAAAAUAGGGGCAUUGUUUGCGAAACUAAAUAGUGGCGACAUAUCUCCAAAUGUUUCAUCUAAACUCAUUCAGCUGUGCAGUGCACUUGAUAGUAGUGAUUUUGCCACUGCGAUGCACCUCCAGGUAAUCUUGACAACAAGUGACUGGGAUGAGUGCAACUUUUGGCUUGCGGCAUUGAAGCGUAUGAUCAAGACACGACAGAACUUCAGAAUGUAAACCUGUGUGGCUUUCUCCUGCAGCCAGUUCUGUAUACACCUUUUCUGCUUGUCAGAGAUGUUAGUUUUAGCAAUUCAGUGGGUUCGCCAGCACAGGGGUGUUAUCCUGCUUCUUUGUUCAGGUCUCCUCCCGAUUCUGCCUUAAGCUUGGUGAAAGUGGUCUGUUACUUCUGUGCUGUUAUACAUUUUGAUAAUAGUUUUCUUUUUCGAUAUUUCUUGGUAAGAUGAACAGCAGUUGGAUUGAUGGUUUUGGAUGUUAAUUGUAAGAGGCAACUUAGUCUGUGUUGUUAGCUGGUCGAUCAUCUUUUGAACUGUUCAGUUGAAACACUUUGGACAUUCGAAGAAUUCUAGAUGAUCAAUACGAUGGACAAUGGCUUGUUCUUUUGUACCGCGAACAGAAAUCAAUAAAUUUCUCAGGAUCUUGAGAUUUUGUAU
Molecule: messenger RNA, 3984 nt
Organism: Panicum hallii
Lineage: Eukaryota; Viridiplantae; Streptophyta; Magnoliopsida; Poales; Poaceae
Product: protein transport protein SEC31 homolog B
Exons: 22
Coding region: 170-3550 (1126 amino acids)
Biological process (GO): intracellular protein transport; endoplasmic reticulum to Golgi vesicle-mediated transport; endoplasmic reticulum organization
Cellular component (GO): COPII vesicle coat; endoplasmic reticulum exit site
Molecular function (GO): protein binding; structural molecule activity
Source: RefSeq, a predicted model, not a curated record